This is a messenger RNA of Trichechus manatus latirostris (Florida manatee), 1328 nucleotides long. It is a transcript of the gene WDR83, whose product is annotated as WD repeat domain 83. Gene Ontology annotation, biological process: mRNA splicing, via spliceosome. Gene Ontology annotation, molecular function: protein binding. Lineage: Eukaryota; Metazoa; Chordata; Mammalia; Sirenia; Trichechidae. Gene Ontology annotation, cellular component: catalytic step 2 spliceosome. The record is from RefSeq and is a predicted model, not a curated record.
GGGGCCAGGACUCCCCCAGCGGAGCACUAGAAGAGGCCAGAAGUGUCCUUGAAAACAGGAGGUGGGGGGAAAACUCUGAAAGCGGGCCUCUAUAUUCCCAACACUAUGUCCAAAAGGAAGAAAUUUUGAGAAACUUGGAAGUGAGAAACAGGAAGUAGAUCGUGGGGCACAAUAAUAAGGUUACACCCAAGCGUGGGUUGCGAGGAUUGGAAGCCUAGGUAGAGAUUAGUAUUAGGGAGCGAGGAAGGCAUCCCGAAACUAUGGCCUUCCCUGAGCCAAAGCCGCGGGCCCCGGAGCUGCCGCAGAAACGGUUGAAGACACUGGACUGCGGGCAGGGGGCGGUGCGAGCCGUGCGGUUUAAUGGUGAGCGCCUUCUUCAUUCCGGGUUCUCCGCGCCUCCUGAAGUCAGCGGUCCAGUAACCCCUGCCUGGUGUUCCGCAGUGGAUGGCAAUUACUGCCUGACAUGCGGCAGCGACAAGACCCUGAAGCUGUGGAACCCGCUGCGGGGGACGUUGCUGCGGACGUACAGUGGCCAUGGCUACGAGGUGUUGGACGCGGCCGGCUCUUUCGACAACAGUAGUCUCUGCUCCGGAGGCGGGGACAAGGCCGUGGUGCUGUGGGACGUGGCGUCAGGGCAGGUCGUACGCAAAUUCCGGGGCCACGCGGGGAAGGUGAAUACCGUACAGUUUAAUGAAGAGGCCACAGUGAUCCUAUCUGGCUCUAUUGAUUCCAGCAUCCGCUGUUGGGACUGCCGCUCGAGGAGGCUGGAGCCAGUGCAGACACUAAAUGAGGCCAGGGAUGGCAUAUCCAGUGUGAAGGUGUCGGACCAUGAAGUCCUGGCAGGGUCCGUGGAUGGCCGGGUGAGGCGUUAUGACCUGAGGAUGGGACAGCUCUUCUCAGACUACGUGGGCAGCCCCAUCACCUGCAUUUGCUUCAGCCGGGACGGGCAGUGCACCUUGGUGUCCAGCCUGGACUCCACGUUGCGGCUUCUGGACAAAGACACGGGGGAGCUGCUGGGCGAGUACACAGGCCAUAAGAACCAGGAGUACAAGCUGGACUGCUGCCUGAGCGAGCGGGACACACACGUGGUCAGCUGCUCUGAGGAUGGGAAGGUGUUCUUUUGGGACCUGGUGGAGGUGAGCCACCCCACCACCACCACCACACAUGUGCACACACAUUCUGUCCUUACCCCAGUCACUCCCAGGUCUGAAAAAGAGAAUAGAUAUUAGAGCUGGAGUCUUGAAGGACAAGGCAGGAGGGACAUUCCAGGCAAAGGGAAGAGUGUGUGCAAAGGUUUGGAGAUGGAACACAGGUCAGUCAGCAAAUAA